Cyanistes caeruleus (blue tit) is the source of this 834-nucleotide messenger RNA. Lineage: Eukaryota; Metazoa; Chordata; Aves; Passeriformes; Paridae. The record is from RefSeq and is a predicted model, not a curated record.
AUGGAAAAGACCACGGGCUCCCAUGGGAACUCGAAAUCCCCGGCCAAGAAGCUGAGCCACGCCAUCAGCAAAUCCCUGGGCUGCGUGCCCAGCAGGGACCCGCCCCGGCCGCUGUUCCCAGAGCAGCCUGAGAAGCCCCUGGACCUCGCCCACAUGGUCCCCCCCAGGCCCGUGAGUAACAUGAACGAGGCCAUGGUGACCCACGUCUCCUCCGGAGCGCCCACGCCAACCAAAAGCCCCAGGGAAGGUCCCAGUGCCUGUUCCAGGUGUGUGUGUUCCUGUUCCAGCCCCAGGGAAGGUCCCAGUGCCUGUUCCAGGUGCCAGCACAGCAGCCCCGAGCCCUCCCGAGAGGAGCACGCCCUGAUUGCCACCCUCGUCAGCCGCCUGCGCAGCGGGGCACGUGUCCUGGACAGCCCAGGCCGGCUGGAUGAGGAGCACCGGCUCAUCGCUCGCUACGCCGCACGCCUGGCUGCCGAGGCUGGCAACGCUGUUUGGCCAGAGAACUGGGAUCUCCCUCCUUGGAGGUGUUCAGAGCUCCACAAGACCAGUUCCUGAGCGUUUUCUGUGCCUUGGCCCUGCUCUGCAUGGACUGGAAACGUCCCAGCUGCGAUUUUCUGUCAAUCUGGGCAUUGAUGGAAGUGGGGAAUGGGAAAAAACAUCAUAAAGACUUAUGGAAUAUUUGUCCAAGGAGGAGCAGUGUGUGCUGAGAGGGGUUGGUGUGAGCAGAAUGAUUUCCUGAACGUGUUCUGGCUGCUGGGAGUGCAGAGAAUCCCUGAAGCACUGCCCAGCUCCAGCAGCCUGGGGCAAAGCUGUGUCCUCCUGGGUGGGAUAAGA